Messenger RNA from Coregonus clupeaformis (lake whitefish), 3756 nucleotides. RefSeq names its product MALT paracaspase 2 (gene malt2). Lineage: Eukaryota; Metazoa; Chordata; Actinopteri; Salmoniformes; Salmonidae. The record is from RefSeq and is a predicted model, not a curated record. Bases 416 to 2860 code for a protein of 814 amino acids. The transcript is spliced from 17 exons. Gene Ontology annotation, molecular function: cysteine-type endopeptidase activity. Gene Ontology annotation, biological process: proteolysis.
AGGGAAGGUGAAAGCAAACUUGAGGGGGAACAUGGUCGCUUUCAUGCAAAUACAAGGGACACAAAAAGAGGAACAGAUGUGAAAUAAGAAACAAGACAAAUUGUUCAACUAAUUGUGAGGGUAGAUUCACACCGAGACGAGAUUGGCAAAACGGACUACUGUAGUUCCGAAAUAUAUGAUUAUUGAUAGAGAUUUUUGAACUAGAUGAGAGCGGUCGGUCUGUCUAUUCUUCCACUGAAAACUAUUGAACGACUUCUUGUCUCAUCGAAAAUAUCGCCGGAAUCGGUAAAGAGGCAGGCGUUUGUAAGUUUUGAGAUAAAGAUACAGUAGUCUACUUUACGUGGACGAAGAAAUUCAUCUCAGGUUAUUCCGGAAGCAGCUGAAUAGAACGCAGUAUUGUUUGAAGACAGACGAGAUGGGUGACUGGAAUCUCAGCAUUGGGACUUUGAGUGAAGGAGUUCAGAGCAGGUUAGCUGACAUGCUGGAUAAUGCCAAAUGUGGAUGGAGACAACUUGCCAAUGUUGUCACUGAGGAACCUCGAUUCCGCUGCAGUGAGAAUGAGAUGACCAGCUGUUCGCUCCAGGUGCUCAGCCCGACAGGCAGCCCCAGCCGCUACCUCCUAGAGAGGCUGUCUGAGCGCUCCUGCACCUUGGGCUUCCUGCUGCACUGCCUGAAGAAGAUGGAGCACCAUGAAGCUGUGCAGUACCUCACUGCUAUAGUGAUGGAGCGGUUUCGGAUCACAGUGCAGCCCCAGGCCCAACAUGCUACAGAGGGAGGCAGGGUUGUGCUGGUCUGUAAGGCCAUUGGUCCUGCAGCUAUGGGCUACCAGUGGUUCAGAGGCAAAGAAGAGGUGCUGGGUGGAAGUGGUCCGGAGCUGGUCCUUUGCCCUUUAACCCCAUCCCACCAGGGACACUACAUCUGCCGGGUCAACCAUGGAGAGAACUUCAUCUUCUCCCAGUGGGCACAUGUCCGCUUGGUCAGGUCAGCUGGCUCCAGUGCAGGUGUCAGUAGCAACUUCUUCCCCCCCUCAGUGAGUGGAGUGCGUAUUGUCCGUCAGCCCCGGCCCCAGGCAGUAGCUGAGGGGGACUCCUUGUGUCUGGACUGCUUUGCUGAGGCCAACCCUCCUCCUCAGUACCAGUGGUACCACAAUAAACAACCAAUGCCAACAUGCAAGAUAAGCGCCCUGAGGAUACCGCGUGUGACCACAGCAGACAGAGGAAACUACAGCUGCAGGGUGUUCAACCUGUACCACGAGGUGUGGAGCGACCAAGUCCAUGUCAAAAUAGACCCUGGUUCCUCCAUUGAUGCUUCCUGGGCAGAAGUAGACCAUGCUAUCAUACCUAGCCCUGCCAGGCAGAUAAGUAAAUUAUAUGCCACAGACAAGGUGGCCCUUCUGAUGGGCAACAUGAACUACUUGCACCACAGGCCACUGCGAGCGCCCAUGGCUGACGUGCACGAGAUGACCAACCUGCUGCGCCAGCUAGACUUCAAGGUGGUUUCUCUGCUGGACCUCAACUGGCAGGAGAUGCACAGCGCUGUUACUGAGUUCCUACUGCUGCUCGACCGCGGUGUCUAUGGGCUUCUGUACUUUGCGGGUCAUGGUUAUGAGAACUAUGGGAACAGUUUCAUGGUGCCCAUUGAUGCCCCGGCCUCUUAUACCUCAGAGAACUGCCUGUGGGUGCAGGAUGUGCUACAGCGGAUGCAGGAGCGAGAGACGGGCCUCAAUGUCUUUCUAUUGGACAUGUGUCGCAAAAGAAACUUGAACGAUGGCGUCCCUCCACAGCCAGGGCAACUGAAAGUGACCGCAAACAUAGUGUUUGGUUAUGCCACGUGUGUGGAUGCAGAGGCUUUUGAGGUGAACAAAGACGACCUGUCCAAUGGAAUCUUCAUCAGUUUCCUCAAACAGAGAGUCAUGGAGGACGAGAAGGUCACUGUCAUGCUGGACAGGGUGGCCGAAGACAUGGGUCGGUGUGAGAUCACACGAGGGCGGCAGGCUCUAGAGUUACGCAGUAAUCUUUCUGAGCGACGUGCGCUCACUGACCGCAUCCAGAGCUCCGGCUGCCCAGAGACCACCUCAGCACGCAACCUGCAGUGGGCCAUAGCACAUGUUCUUCCAAAGAGCCGUAACCUGCAGUUUGACUGUGGCGUGAAGGUGCAGCUGGGCUUCGCAGCAGAAUUCUCCAACAUCAUGAUCAUCUACACCCGAAUAUUGGAGAAGCCCAAGGACAUUGCGUCCUGCUCUGCCCAACUCACAGACUUCACUGAGGGUUUGGAUCUGGAUCUGAAGAUGAGUAAUCAGGAGAACCUCCUAGAUGCAGGGAGUUUACUGCCAAUGGAGAUCCUCCUGCCUGCAGAGCUUCCAGGCCUCUACACCCGCCUGAAGGGACUGCAGAGACUCAAGAAGGAGCUGACAUUCACUGUGUGCCUUCAGUAUCAGUAUACGAACUUGGAUGAGGAGGUCCAUGAGAGGCAAACUGUAACUGUGGGCAAACCACUGGUAUCCAAACUCAAUCUCCACGAACCUCGGCUUCCCCGCUCCUACUCGGCCUCCUCCUCAUUCGACCUUCACUCCUUCAGCCAUUCCUCCUCCUUCCCAGAGGGCUUUGGGCCAAGCUUCCCUGCCUCAGAGACAUCCUCCGUUGGCUCAGCCUCCACCACCUGGUCAUAUUACUCACAGCCAGGAGUGUCUGACACCCCGUCUUCCCUCGGGAAGUUAAAUCUACCGGUGGAGGAUGACAGUCCAGAGUUGUUUGAUUCUGACGCCCCUCAGCCUCUCACCACAAGCAAAAGCCUGCCUCAUGGUCAAGUAGAGGACCUCACAUAUCGAUUCAGUAACAUGCACAACUUCCAUUCAUGUUAGUCCUGUCAAUUUGCAGAGUUGUAAGACCCAUUGUGUUUUGUCUACAGACCUACAUAUUAACUUAUAGUGCAACUUACUUUACAACAAAUUGAUCCCAUGACCUGCAUUGUUUAUAUGUUAAAGAAUAUGUAGAGAAAAACUGAUGUAAUCUCGUUUUUGUAGCUCAUGUUAUGAAAAUAUAGUUUCUUAAAGCAUAUCCAUUUGGGCAUGCUGUUAAUACAUUUCUUUCACAUGGUGGAUUGAGCUAGUUUACUUCUUUUUAACAAACAUAAAUAACUUACUAAAAUGUGUUUGAACAUUUUGAUUCUGGCCCCUCAAAUACUGUACACAAAAGACAACUAGUUUAGGCUGGGAUAUGUUUAUUAUCCUGUCAGAGCCUUUAUGUACAGGCCUUUGCAGUGUAAGAGAUGUAAAAUGUUUGGACGUAAAACGUGUCUGCAGACAGAAGGAGCCGAGAUGUGGAACGUGUGGGGGAAAAUCACUUUGAUGGAGACUGUAUAGCAGAAGAGAAUUGCAAAGGGAUAAAGUGUUGUAACUGUGGUGAUGAGACAACAUCCUUGGAAUGCCCAAAUAUGGUGAAAGAGGUGGAGGUGGCCAAAAUCAGGGCAGUUCAGUCUGUCUUCUAUGCGGAAGGCGCUAUAAAGGGUUGAAAGAGCAAAAGGUCUGACACUGCAACAUGCACCGAGGCCUGCAUGUCACCAGCAGGAUCCAGACAUUCUUCAAGUGAAGAAAGUGGACUUUGUGUCAUUUAUAGCAAUGGUGAUAAACGGAACUACACAAGUGAAAAAUAAGUCAAGAAAGAUCAACAUUGUUUCUGCAGCUGAAAUCUUAAGGAGUUACAGUGCAUUCGGAAAGUAUUCAAACCCCUUGACUUUUUCAAAAUUUUGUUACGCUAC